Molecule: messenger RNA, 2838 nt
Organism: Conger conger (European conger)
Lineage: Eukaryota; Metazoa; Chordata; Actinopteri; Anguilliformes; Congridae
Gene: dmrta2
Product: DMRT-like family A2
Exons: 2
Coding region: 548-1843 (431 amino acids)
Biological process (GO): regulation of transcription by RNA polymerase II; germ cell development; sex differentiation
Cellular component (GO): nucleus
Molecular function (GO): RNA polymerase II cis-regulatory region sequence-specific DNA binding; protein binding; DNA-binding transcription factor activity, RNA polymerase II-specific
Source: RefSeq, a predicted model, not a curated record
UUUUGAUUUUUAUAGAGUGACAUUCCAAGACUAUCUGAACUUUUCAAUUUAAUUCUUCUCUGUUUUAGAUCGUUUUUCCCCUCUUGUUUCUCAUAUUUCGGACCAUUUGUCUUGCUGAACCGUUACAGAAAUUUAAAGGAUAAAGUAUAUUACCAAAGGAGAAUUCGAUGGACAAAAUACAGACGUGUGAAGAUUCUAUAGCAAACAGUAUGGAGAGGAAUCCUUGAUUUUGUAGGUGUACAAUAAAUUAUAUCCACGAUCUCACUCGAAAAGUUUCAGCUUAGAUAAGCCAUUACGCGCCACAGGAACCAGAUGUUCCUCUUCUACAAACUCCGGUAAUUGCCUUCUAUUUUAACUGUAUUUUAACGUACUGUAGCGUCAAAAAGGGUCUCUUGAUGAUAUAUUUAGUUUUACGUGAACCUGGCCUCAAGAAACAAAUGCGUUAAGCAUUUCUUCUGAAUCUAAUACUUGAACGUACGAAGCUGAGACUAAGGGGAAGGAAGUUGUAGCUAGCCUGUUAGAAAUAUAUACAAAUAUUAAAGAGGACAUGGAUAUGAGGUCAGACAUCUCGACAGCCCCAUCAGGAUCCCAGGUCCACCCUGGAGCUACUGCCAUCCCAGUUUCCAUGGCCAGCAGCCUUCUCCGGGGUCCCCCGUUGCUCCUGCGCGCCACGGAGAAAUAUCCCCGCACUCCCAAGUGCGCUCGGUGCAGGAACCACGGUGUAGUGUCGGCGCUGAAGGGGCACAAGCGUUACUGUCGCUGGAAGGACUGCAUGUGUGCCAAGUGCACACUGAUCGCCGAAAGACAGCGCGUUAUGGCCGCACAAGUGGCCCUCCGCAGGCAACAGGCUCAGGAGGAGAACGAAGCGCGAGAGCUGCAGCUCCUGUACGGCACAGCGGAGGGUCUAGCACUGGCGGCGGCUAAUGGUAUUAUUCCGCCUCGUCAGAACUAUGAGGUCUUUGGAUCUGUGAACGACUCUAACUCUGAUGGCAAUAUUCAGAAGUUUGACUUGUUUCCGAAAGCCCAACUACAGAGGUCAGUGACCCCGCAGCAAGCUCUGGGAAAGUCCAUGUCCACUGACACAGAAUCGAUGCCUGGGAUUUCAUCUCCAGAGGUGCGUCACGGCUCCGGCUCUGAGAACGGCGAUGGAGAAUCGUCAUUUGUCAGUUCUCCCGUCUCCAAAACUCCGAAAGACGGAGAAGAGACCCCGGGCUCAAUCAGUCCCCUGGGCUCCGACUCGGGUUCUGAAACGGACAAGGACGAGCAGGAGCCGUCGCCCUCCUCCACCGCCUCUAAGCAAAUGAACGCCAUCGACAUCCUGACCAGAGUGUUCCCCAGCCACAAGCGGAGCGUCCUGGAGCUGGUUCUGCAGGGCUGUGGGAAGGACGUGGUGCAGGCUAUCGAGCAGAUCCUCAACAACAGCGGACAGCCCAAGGCCCCCGAAGAGGCCUGGACGGCGGAGCGGAUGCUCCAGAACGUGCAGCCGCCGUCUGCCUCGGCCCCAAGGCCCAUGCUGCCAGGAGCCAUGACACUGAGCAACAGGUCAGCGUUCUCUCCACUGCAGCCCAAUGCCCCACACUUUGGGGCAGACCCCACCACAUACCCCCUGAGCACCCAUCUGGGUCUGAACCCCCUGCGACUUGCUUACUCUGCCCAUAGCAGAGGGUUGGCCUUCAUGACUCCAUACUCUACAGCUGGUCUGAUGCCAACUCUGGGCUUCAGGCCACCUAUGGACUAUGCGUUCAGUGACCUCAUAAGGGACAGAACAAUUUUGCACAAGGACUCGGGGUACACCAGCGGAUUGUAUGGACCUUUGGUGAACAAUACCCCCGAUAAGCAGUGAGGUACAACAGUAAACCUAUUCUGUCUUAAGUUCCUAUACAGGUUUAUCAUAAUGGUGGUUUACUAAGGCAUGCAAAUUGAUAUGACAUGUAUUUGUAGCCAAACGUUUCUUAAUGGCUUAUAAUGCAUCCUGCUGUGUACAGACUUUGCCUGUCUGAAAUAUCUGUAAAGAAAUCAUUUCUGAGGUUUGCCCAAAACCGACAUGAAAUACAAUAUCAGCAAUAGCUUAAGUAGCUGGAAUUGUAUCACGGUCAAUAUGCGCCCGCUAAUCACAACGUAUAAGAUCAACGCCGCCUUAACUAGCUUUUUUGAGCAACGUCAGUAAAUACUUGACACGCAAUGUUUUAAGGGGUUAUUUGAGAUUAGCGGGUAGCAAAACGGUUUUUAUUUAAUACAUGAUUGUGGCUCUUAAUCAUUUUUGGUAUUGUGAUAGACGGAAUCAAAAUUAAUUUGAUUACAAGUGACCAGUCCUGAUGCCCGGUAACCAAUGGAGCACAAUAAAUAUACAAAAAGAAAAAAGAAAAGAAACACGCUCUCAGUAUCAGUCUUGUAAAUUGUGGGAUUACAGUUUGAUUUUAUAUUUGAUCCAAUUCUUUAAGAUAACUUUAGAAGCGGACGGUCACCGGAUGGCCAUCCACUGAAGUCUAGAGUUCCACGGUGCAAUUUUGUAAUAUCUUUUAACUGUUAUUUUAAUGUUCAAUCUAUUUUGAAGUUAUUGAAUCUCUAGUUACUAAUGUCAUCAUUAUGGGGCUUAAUUCAGUAUCAGUCUUAAGUGUGACCCCAUUUUAAACAAAUUAAAGUAUUUCUAAGUUAUUUCUCUAAUGUGUAGCUGAAUUUCUUUUUGUGUUCAAUCUUAUAGCCGAAAGCCUGACAUUUCAAAUUUAACUAAUGAAGUUUAGGCAUUUCUUGUUUUCGUGUCUUCUUGUCUCUCUCAACAAUAUAUUGUAUAUUGCAUUUCUAGAUAAUUAUAUUAUAUUUGUAAAUGUACCAAACAUA